Messenger RNA from Cajanus cajan (pigeon pea), 1143 nucleotides. NCBI's taxonomy places the organism in Eukaryota, Viridiplantae, Streptophyta, Magnoliopsida, Fabales, Fabaceae. The record is from RefSeq and is a predicted model, not a curated record.
AUGGGGGAGGCUCAGAUAAAUAGGAAUCAGCAGAUGAAUCCAUCUGCUGCUCCACAGGGAAGGAGGGGGCCUGCUGAUGCAGGGGCUAAGCCUGGUGGGAGCAAUAUUUCAACGGGUGGUAAUUACCAAGGUGGAGAUGGGAAUAGAGGUUAUGGGAGAGGAGGUAACUGGGGGAGGGGGAAUAAUAAUGCCAUGGGGAAUCGGGGGCCUGUUAAUCCAAUGAGGAAUAGGGGUGGGGGGAUGGGUGGCAGAGGUAUAAUGGGUCAUGGUGGAAAUGGAUUUGGGCAGGGUAUGGGUGGUACUCCACCACUGUUGCAUCCUCAGUCAAUGAUGAAUCAGGGUUUUGAUCCUGCAUUUGGUGGUCCCAUGGGUAGAAUGGGCAAUUAUGGAGGCUUUCCCGGUGCUCCAACACCACCAUUCUCUGGUAUUUUACCUUCAUUCCCUGGUGUGGGAGGUGUUGGUUUGCCUGGAGUGGCACCUCAUGUCAAUCCGGCAUUUUUCGGAAGAGGGAUGCCUGUGAAUGGUAUGGGGAUGAUGCCCACAUCUGGCAUGGAUGGUCCUAAUAUGGGAAUGUGGUCCGAUCCGAAUAUGGGUGGAUGGGGUGGUGAAGAGCCUGGUGGUGGUAAGGCUGGAGAGUCAAGUUAUGGGGAGGAAGCUGCAUCAGAUCAUCAGUAUGGUGAGGUGAGUCAUGAUAGAGCUGGGUGGCCUAUGAGGGAAAAAGAUAGAGGGUCGGAAAGGGACUGGUCUGGUUCUUCUGAGAGAAGGUAUAGGGAUGAUAGAGAUCAAGGAUAUGAGAGAGAUGCACCUAGAGAAAAAGAUGUGGCCCAUGACCAUGAAUGGUCUGAAAGAAGGCAUCGUGAUGAUAGAGAAAUGGGCCGAGAACGAUCUCGUGAUCGUGACCGUGAACGAUCUCGAGACCGUGAAAGAGAUCGAGACCGUGACCGAGACAGGCACAGAGAAGAUAGGGACAGGUAUGCAGAUCAUCAUAGGUAUAGAGACCGGGAAGCAGAGCAUGAUGAUGAGUGGGAGAGGGGACGGUCAUCAAGGACUCACAGCAAGUCACGGUUAUCACAAGAGGAGGAACACCAUUCUAGGUCGAGAGAUGCUGAUUAUGGGAAGAGGCGGCGGCUUACUUCUGAAUAA